Molecule: messenger RNA, 657 nt
Organism: Lampris incognitus (smalleye Pacific opah)
Lineage: Eukaryota; Metazoa; Chordata; Actinopteri; Lampriformes; Lampridae
Gene: cldn26
Product: claudin 26
Exons: 1
Coding region: 1-657 (218 amino acids)
Biological process (GO): cell adhesion; bicellular tight junction assembly
Cellular component (GO): bicellular tight junction; plasma membrane
Molecular function (GO): structural molecule activity
Source: RefSeq, a predicted model, not a curated record
AUGGUUUUUCUGACGACAAAAAUGAUGGAAAGAACAGCGCUCUUUGUCACAUUUGGGGGUCUGGUCACCUCUCUCAUCACCACUUUCCUCCCUCUGUGGAAGACGAUGAACUCUGACCUGAACGAAGUGGAGAACUGGUACUCUGGACUGUGGCACACGUGUAUCUUCACUGAGGAAGUCGGAGUACAGUGCAAGGCCUUUGAGUCCAUCCUAGCGCUCCCUAUGGAUCUGCAGGUCUCAAGGGUGCUCAUGUUGGUGUCGAUAGGCGCCGGCACUCUCGCCGUACUUGUGGCAUUCCCAGGGCUCGAAGGGGUGAAGGUGUGCUCAGGGCGACGGGGCCUGAAGAGGGGGCUCCUCAUCCUCAGCGGGGUCCUAUCCUGGGUAUCAGGGCUCACCACUCUGGCCCCCGUCUCCAUAGUGGCCUAUACAACUGUGGUUGAAUUCUGGGAUGAAAACUUACCUGAUGUGGUGCCACGCUGGGAGUUUGGGGAGGCAAUGUUCUCCGGAUGGUUUGCAGGUCUCACGCUGAUUAUUGGAGGUACUCUCUUUUUUAUAGGUGUGUGUAUGGGGGACUAUGACCAGCGGUCACCCAGCCUCCCAAACACUCUGCAGAUGGAGCGAAGGACAAAGCACUACCUAAAGACUGAGGUUUUAUAA